AUGCCAUCAAACAACGAACUUCUUCGUGGUCGAUUCGAUAGCGUUCAUGAUCGCAGGCCAACUUCGAUACGAAUCUUUAUUAGUUCCACAUUUUCAGAUACUAUAGAAGAACGUGAUGAACUAAUGAAAAACGUCUAUCCAAAAUUGCGAGAUUACUGUCUCAAAACAUACAACAUACAAUUUCAGGUAUUAGAAUGGUUUCCAAACCCGAGUUCGGUCUCUAUUAUCAUUCGUUUUCUUGGUGCAACACCAUUGUCAAGUGAUAUUCGUCGACCAUUAAUGUCGAUUAUACAACAAAUCUGUAUUCUCUAUCAUCUCACGUCAUCAUCUUCUGUCCAAGAUUCCACAACAAUUGAAGAAUUAAAAAAAAUAUUGCAAAAUCUCUUUACACAAAUUCCAAACAAUGAACAACUUAUUCUUCUUUUCGAUUCGAUCGAUCAAUUACAAGUCGAAGAUUAUAAUUGUGAAAAAUGGCUUCCAAUCAAUUAUCCACCGAAUAUUAAAUGCAUUCUAUCUACAAUACCAGUGAUUACUGAAGGUAACGGAGAACAGAAAAUCGAGUAUAAAAUUCUCGACGGACUUAUAUCUCUCUUUCCUGAUGGUACUCUAAUUGAGAUUAGAGAAUUCAAUAGAAAUCUAGCACAACAAGUAGUCUAUUCAUGGUUAGAACGUGAUGGUCGACGUCUUUCACCGCUUCAAAUGACUUGGUUGCAACCAAAAUUCGAGUCAUAUAGUCCGAACCGAAGUGAUCCCGAACCUACUCCAUUAUUUCUUUCAUUGGUAUAUCAAAUAACCCAAACAUGGCGUUCAUUCAAUGACAAACCUGAUCGUGAUUUUCUUAAAAUACAUUCGACCCGAGAUGCCAUAAACUAUUUGUACAAUCAAUUAUCCAAAAAACAUGGAGAUAUUUUAUUCAAACGAGCGAUGACAUAUUUGAGGCUAGCGGGUGGCCUUAGUGAGACCGAAUUGGAAGAUAUUCUUAGUGCAGAUGACAAAGUUUUGCAGUCAAUUUUUGUUCAUUAUCUUCCUCCAACGAAUAUAUUUCGAUUACCAAGUACUCUGUGGAUUCGUAUUCGUAAUGAUAUGCACAAAUAUCUCAUAGAAAAAAAAAUUGAUAGUACACUCAUUAUCUACUUUUAUCAUCGCAGUUUUCAACAACACUCGAUAUUCAAUAUUAAUCAAGAAAAACCUAUUGAAACGAUUCGACGUGCUUAUUUUGCUGGUCCUAUUGGCAAUUUGCCGAACUUAUAUGAUCAACCAUUCAUAAUCGAAUCGAAAAAACUUAUCGAAAAGAUGAACAACAGUGUUACUUCACUAGUCGUUGAUCGAUGUCUAACAAAACAACAACCAUAUGUUCUGAAUAGAAAUGAACAAGAAUGCAUCUUCAAUAUACGACGAAUUAAUCAACUGUGUUUAAAUUUAGAUGCCUAUCGACCUGAACCAUAUUUUCUCUAUGAUUAUGAUUUUAUGUGGAGUUUUCUUCAUUGUUACAAAAUGAGUGAUCGAUUUGUGGCCGAUUCUUCUUCUCCCGAAAUUCGAUUUCUUCUUACACAAUACAUGAGUUGCUCUACUAUCCUGGAUAAAUAUCCAGAUAAUUUUGCCUUUGAAAUUGUAUCUCGUCUAGCAUCUUUUAUCGAAAUACUGCCUGAAUUUAUCUACAAUCUACUUCAGCAAUGUUUAAGUAAUUGUAUGCUUCGCAUGUUGGAAAGUAAUACACAAACAUUCACUACAACUAUGAACAAAUAUCAAAUAGGUGUCGUUAAUGCCAUCUUUGGUGCAUAUAGUACUCUUUAUGUAUUUCGUCCAGAAAGAUUUCUUAUAUUUCGGUUUUAUGCACAAGAUUGGACUGGUAAAAUAUUUGAAUAUAAAUUACCUUCAAAUGAAUUCACUUCGAUCAAGUUUGGUUUGAAUGAUAUCUGUUUCUAUUCGUUACAAUCAAUUUUAGUCUUUCAAAAAUUCGAUGAUCACUUUGGACUUCAUUUAAAUUAUAACCAUAUAAUACAUGUUGAUUUUAUAUACAAAGAUAAAUUAUUUGUUUGUUCGAGAGAUAAUCGAUCGAUCGAUCUAUGGCAUUGUUUAGAUAAGACAUUGAUUGAACAAUAUAUAUUUGAUGCUCCCAUUUUAGAAUGUUCGACUAUUGAACAUCAUAUGGGUGCAACGAUUCGAGUGACACUUGAAACUGGUUUAACAUAUUAUUUGAUUGCUACCAAUGUUCAAGGAAAAAUUCGCUUUCAACUUGUUGCAACAUUAAAUAAAAAACCGGAUAAACAAAAUAUUUUUCUUAAUCUCAAAACUGAUGUUUAUUAUUCUGAAGGUCAAUCACAUAUUUAUCUCUACUAUUUCGAACGUGCUGAAAAUGAUCGUCUCGAAAAAAUCGAUAAUUUACCUUUACUGAAUCAUGUCAUUUAUAGUCAAAGUUUUUUCAGCGAUCGGCAUCAGAGUGCAUUAAUAUGGUUGACUAUUGAUUCUGUCGUUAUUUUUCAUUCAUGUGGUAAUUAUUUCAUUAUUUCCGGUGAAUAUCAUGAUGUAUAUACAAGAUAUCAAUUAAAGCGAAAUUUUAUUUGUUGUCUCAAUCGAAAUGAAUCAAGAAUUGAUAUAUACGAAUGGAAACUUUAUGAGCGUUUUCAUACGUAUCGUCUACUCGUUCGUCUACAACUCGAUGAAAAAAUUUCUCAUUGGACAUGUCAAAUAGGUGAGUUUUCGUCAUAUUCAUAG
This is a messenger RNA of Rotaria sordida, 2715 nucleotides long. The record is from the annotation of a GenBank genome assembly. Lineage: Eukaryota; Metazoa; Rotifera; Eurotatoria; Philodinida; Philodinidae.